AUGACAACUUCUGGUAACUCGAAUAAUACCACGCUGCUGCUUAUGACGGGGCUACUUAGUGUCGGCAUGGCCGCAAUUGGCUACUACUACCUGCAGAUGAACAGCAAGAAGCCUCGUACGCUACUUAAUGAUAGUAGCGAGGCGGGUGUAUACAGUAGUCAGAAGACGUCGACCGCAGCCAUGGUGACGAAGGAAAAGCAGAUUGCUCGCGUCAAAUCAACAGUGUCUGAGAUACAAACGAGUGGUGCUAGAACCUCUUCCUCCAGUGUCAGUAGAACGAUUGGCAAGACGAUCGCGGCUUCUGGGAGUGAGACAAUUGAGAAGACUGAGGCUACUGAAAUGCCAGGGCUUCUACCUGUUUGUCCAAAGAAAGCACUGGAGAGUUCGAAGACGACCGUGAAAAAGGUUGUGGAGCCUCCGGUGAAAGUGGUGGAGUCUACUGUUGUUGUUAAAGCUUUGAAGGAGGUUAUCUUGUGUCCUAAAGAGACUACGAAGAGCAGUUCAAAGAAGACCGUUGGGAAUCCGAAGAAUGAGAUCGUGUCUCCGGUCCUUGUGCUUUCUAAGGAAUUUCACACCAGCCCGAAGAAGGCCCGUGAGAAUCUUAAGAAGAUCGUUGAUCAUCCCCAGAAGCAGAGUGUUGAGAGUCAGAAUAAGGCUCCUGGGACUCCUAAGAAGGUCGAAAAGCAGGUUGAGGCUGUGACUAUUGAAAGCCCAAAGAAUGUCCCCAGGACUCCUAAGAAGAGCGUUGAAAGUCCUAAGCAGACAAUUGAGAGCCCGAAUGAGGCUGUUAAGCAGACUAAGAUUGCGCCUAUCGAAAGCCCGAAGAAGGCCUCCACGUCUUCGAAGAUGGCUCUCGAGUCUUCGAAGAAGGCCGUCACAUCUCCGAAGAUGGCCGCCGCAUCUCCGAAGACGGCCGCCGGGUCUCCGAAGAUGUCCAUUGAAAGUCCUAAGCAGUCAUUUGAGAGCCAGAAUGAGGCUGUUGAGCAGACUAAGGUUGCGACUAUUGAAAGCCCAAAGAAGGCAUCCAAGUCUUCGAAGAUGGCUCUCGAGUCUUCGAAGAAGGCCGUCACAUCUCCGAAGAUGGCCGCCGCAUCUCCGAAGAAGGCCGCUGGGUCUCCGAAGAAGUCCGUUGAAAGUCCUAAGCAGUCAAUUGAGAGCCAGAAUGAGGCUGUUGAGCAGACUAAGGUUGCGGCUAUUGAAAGCCCGAAGAAGGCUUUCGAGUCUCCGAGGAAGAUUGUUGAAAGUCCCAAGCAAACUACUGAGAGCAUGAAGAAUAUUGUCGAGCAGACAGAGGCUUCAACUAUUGAACAUCCGAAGCAGACUUUUGCUAGCCCGUCUAAGACAAAAAUUGCUGGCCCCGAGAAGUCGACAGAGCCUGCACCUGGCACGGAAAAACCGAAGUCUGUCACAAGUAAAGCAAGCGAGGACUUCAUCGUUCCUCAAGCCGUUGCCGAAACAGCGAGCGCGUUCGCCGAUAAAACUCUUCAGGAAAUGCUUGAAAAAAUUGCGCUGGAACAGGAUUACGUUCAGGUAGAUUUGACGCAGUCGAUGACGCUUUCGCAGAGCACCCCCGAGCUCAUUAACAUCGAAGAUGCAGUAGUGAAAACAGAGGAGGUUGUUCCGACCUCUGCCGCCACGGAGGACGAAGAGAGCAUUGUCGAGGAGGAACAGAAGCAAGAACAAGAGGAAGAGCAUGCACAGGUUUCAUCUGGAUCGAAUGAGCUGGCAAGUGCAGAACCUGUCAUUGACACGACUGCGGCGACAGAGACGUUGGCUUCACCUAAGACUCCUGACACAACGCCUGUGUCGUGGGAAGCAAUCAUAUUGAGCCCAGAGAUGGAGGCUACACCCGCUCAAGAACCUACAACUCCGUUGUCUUUGGACGCCCCAGUAGAUAGCACCGAGUCUACUGAGCCUCUUUCGAUCAAUGUUCCGGUUGAGGUCACCGAGGAACCUGCCAAAGAUAAAAGCGCAAUUUCUUCUGUGAACAGUGGUUGCUCGACGCCCGACAAGUUGUCAAAGAAGCCAGCAAGUGCAGAACCUGUCGUUGACACGACUGCGGCGACAGAGACGUUGGCUUCACCUAAGACUCCUGACACAACGCCCGUGUCGUGGGAAGCAAUCAUAUUGAGCCCAGAGAUGGAGGCAACACCUGCUCAAGAAGCUACAACUCCGUUGUCUUUGGACGCCCCAGUAGAUAGCACCGAGUCUACUGAGCCUCUUUCGAUCAAUGUUCCGGCUGAGAACACCGAGGAACCUGCCAAAGAUAAAAGCGCAAUCUCUCCUGUCGACAGUGGUGGUUCGACGCCUGGUAAGCGCAACCGCAAUCGGUCCAAGAAAUCCAAGAGCAAGAAGAAGAAAGGCAAGAAGCACUAG
Messenger RNA from Peronospora farinosa, 2376 nucleotides. NCBI's taxonomy places the organism in Eukaryota, Oomycota, Peronosporomycetes, Peronosporales, Peronosporaceae. The record is from the annotation of a GenBank genome assembly.